CUGCAGCCGCCGCAGGUGGUCGUGCAGCGUGGGCUCGCACUAAGUCACCGAUGGUCACAAGACGCGCGCAGGCUCGCAGCGUCCUAUGGCGGUAAUCGAGACCACGCCCCUGCGUGCGCCGCGCUACUCCUGCCGGAACGGGCUCCACAGCUGUUUCGCCAUCGCUGCCGCUAUCCUCCUCCUCCUGCUCGCCGCUGGCCGCCGCGGGGGACGGGGGGGUCGGACCUCCGGGGGUUCCAGGGGCCCCGGGCGGGAAACAGCAGCAGGCGGGCAGUAGGUGCGUGUCAUCAGCGGGUGUCACGCCACGCAUGCCACGGCAUGUCAUGCAGGACGUGCUAGCCGAACAUUCAUUCGUGGUGAUGGUGGUGGUGGUGGUGGUUUCUGUGGUGCCGAGAUCGUGGGUUAACCGGGCGGAUAUGCGUAGGCGGUGCAGCAGUGCGGUGCCAAAACCGGCAGCAGUGCAGUUGGGGUAGGACGGUAGGUGCGGCAUUAUUUGUUGCCUUGCUAGCGUCAAUCCCGGGUGAUGGAGAAAGGCGCCGUUGAAGGCCCAGGCAUCUCGGUGUUCAAGAGUGGGAGGAUAGACAGGCCUGGAGCCCGCAGUGUGUCGUGGCAGUGUGCCAUGGCGGUAGGGGCAGGUGCGCUACAAAACCCAUGGACGCAAGAGCGGCGAAGUGGCAGGUACGGUUGGCUGGCGUAAGCCGUCUACUGGUAGCUUGUACCAGGGUAUAGCUGGUCAAAGCGCAUCUCAAGGUGUGUGAAAUGUUGAUUGCACAGCUGCAGGGGCAGGUUGGGUAGUUGCAUUUGCGGCUGUGGAGCAACUGAAGCUGCAGUGAUGCUGAUGUGUUGACUGUUAAUGAAAGGGUUGCGAGUUCGUAUCUGGUUCCCGAAGGAUCGCUCCCGCAGCUGAGAUGAAGGCUGCAGGCAGAGGAGUGGCCGGCUUGAUCUCGGUCUUGAUGGCAUUAAUGAGGUGCUAUGUCCUAAGAGCUGUGGGACAGCGCGCCCGCAUUUCAAGGUACCGGCCCCAGGAUUUGUUGUUGUCCGUAGCUACGGUACAUCAGGCGCAUCAGCAAUCCUGUUCUUACCGCCAAGCCGCAAAGAAACCGCCAAGCCCCUGCCACCGCGGCCUG
Molecule: messenger RNA, 1127 nt
Organism: Chlamydomonas reinhardtii
Lineage: Eukaryota; Viridiplantae; Chlorophyta; Chlorophyceae; Chlamydomonadales; Chlamydomonadaceae
Exons: 2
Coding region: 86-277 (63 amino acids)
Source: RefSeq, a predicted model, not a curated record